Nerophis ophidion (straightnose pipefish) is the source of this 4654-nucleotide messenger RNA. RefSeq names its product integrator complex subunit 10 (gene ints10). Bases 379 to 2592 code for a protein of 737 amino acids. The transcript is spliced from 18 exons. The record is from RefSeq and is a predicted model, not a curated record. Gene Ontology annotation, cellular component: integrator complex. Lineage: Eukaryota; Metazoa; Chordata; Actinopteri; Syngnathiformes; Syngnathidae. Gene Ontology annotation, biological process: snRNA processing.
CGUAAAGUCAAGCAUUUUGCGACAGUUGAUGACGUCAUCAUCAAGGUCCUGUGUCAAUGGACAUACACGCGAUAUUAGGAUAUAUUUUAUAGUUGUAAUAAUUUCUUCCACUGUUUUUGUAAUACCUUUUUCAUAACUGAUGUAUCGUGGACACAUCCGUUUGAUAUAUGCUGGUUUUAAAACGGGAAGACUAAUGAAACAUCCAAAGCUAACCCCAACUAGCUGGGUGAUGCUAGCGUUAUUAUUCUUGUUUUAGUUCCUAACAUCCUUUGAUGAUCUGCUGACGUCAUCUGCAAGUUGGGCGUUUUAUUGUUCUGUGUGCCGUUGGGAAUAUUUUGUUUUUGUCGCCCUCGACGUAGAUAACGCGAUUGAUUACAAAUGUCCGCACAAAAGGACUGCGAGUUUUUGGUGAAAAGAGCUCGGGAGCUGGUUCCUGAUGACCCUUGUGCCGCUAAAGCCUGGCUCAUUACCGCCAGGACCCUCUACCCUGCCGACUUUAACAUCCAGUAUGAAAUGUACAUCAUUGAACGCAAUGCAGAAAAGACAUCUUGUGCAGGGAGACUGCUUUACGACAUGUUCUUAAAUUUUCCAGAUCAGCCCAUUGUGUGGCGCGAGAUCAGUGUCAUCACAGCUGCACUGCGGAGUGACUCCCAAGACAAACAUUCACAGUUUCUUCGAGGUCUUUUUGAAACACUGCCUGGUCGUAUACAAUGUGAGAUGUUGCUGAAAGCCACCGAGCAGUGCUUCAACACUUUGGAGAAGGCGGAGAUGCUGUUGCUGUUAUUAAAGCGCUUUCCAGAGUCCGUUGUCCAACAUGGGGUGAGUCUUGGCGAGACACUGUUGGAGGCAGAAGCAUCUGAGAAAGUGGAGUCGCCUGUCAACUGCUUCAGAAAACUUUUCGUGUGUGACGUCCUCCCUCUGCUGAUAAACAACAUGGAUAUGCGUCUGCCCGCCAGCCUGAUGCAGAAAUACAUUCUCAAAGCUGCUGAAUUCUACAUCGGCUAUGUCGCCCGAGGACCUUCACCGGAUGGACCGAUGAAUGUCUCUCAAGAAGGGGGUCCACUGAAGUCUCCCUCUGUCUCGCGGGGCUCUCAACGCUAUGUGAUUGACGGCUUGUCGGAGAAGUCAUCGGUGGUAGCUGAACCUUGGGAGAGGCUGUUGGACCUUCUUGCUGUUGUCGGAGCUCGAUGUGAAUGGCAGGGAGACAAAGGACAGAGGAGCUACACGGACUUGCUUCAGAGAGUAAAGGAGCUGUGUCGCUACUUACCCGGCCUUGAGGGGGACACCAGAGCCCGCUGCUGCAGUCAGGUGGUCAUCUGCGCCGCCCUGGUCCUCUUCCGCAACGCCUUCCUCUACGUCUCGGCCGUACAGCCAGCGCUGUUCCAGGGUGUGAAUACUCUAAACACGGGGCCGUGGAUUUUAGUGGAGGAUUUGAGCUCCGUGUACCAUGAUGUGGAUUUGGAGAGAGGAACCGUCAAACACGCGCAUAAGAAACGCAAAAUGGCAGAUGGCAGAGAGAAGACAAUGAGCUCCGAUGAUGAGGAAGGCCUCGGGAAGAUGCGUGGUCGACACAUCCUGGUGAACAAAACCGAGAUGCCCAGCUGGUCAGAGACUCUGGAGAGCUUUUACACAGCGAGAGAAAGCUGGGACCUCCUUCAUUCCCACGACAGCCUUGAAACUGAGUUCAAAAAGAUCUGUGCCACGUGGAAGACAGACAGCUGGCUUUGGUUACGAAUAUUCCUCACGGACAUAAUCAUAUACCAGGGACAGUACCGUAAGGCCCUGUCGAGCCUGCAGCAGAUGGCCGCCGUGCAGCAACUUCACCCAGGCCAGCAGAGCCCCUCGGGUCAGACCAGUCUGGAGCACCACAGGGCCCUCAUACAGCAAGCUUCCUGCCACUACGGACUGGGAGAAUACAGGAUGGCCUGUGAGAAGCUCCUCGAUGUUGUCAGUGGACUUGUAGCCCCGAACUACGAAUCAACAAAGCCCUCUGAAGAUCAGACAAGGGUCAAGACCAAAUCCAAGAAAAGUCAUGACCUGAGAUUGCUUCCAUGCACCAGUAAGGCUGUGUUACCUUUCUGCCUCCAGCUGAUGCUGUCCUGUUUUAAGCUGCGCGCCUUCACAGACAACAGGGACGACCUGUCGCUGGGUCACGUGGUGGUGCUCCUGCAGUACGACUGGCCUCAGGGCGAGAUGCUUUUUCUCAAGGCUGUGGACAAGAUCUGCCAGCAAGGAAGCUUCCAGUAUGAGAAUUUCUUCAAUUACGUCACCAACAUCGACAUGCUGGAGGAAUUUGCAUACCUGCGCACGCCAGACGGAGGGAGGAUCCAGCUGGAGCUGCUGCCCAACCAGGGGAUACUGAUUAAGAACCCUAGCCCCGCCCUGGGGGCGGAGUUAAACACCCUUCUGCUACAAGGGGUUCACACGAUGGACAGACACCACACCGUGACGAGGGGGAUCACUAAAGGAGUGAAGGAGGACUUCCGCCUGGCCAUGGAGAGGCAAGUGUCUCGUUGCGGAGAGAACCUGCUGAGCGUGCUGCACCGUUUUUGUAUCAACGAGAAAAUCAUCAUCGUCCAGUCUCUCCCUUGACGCCCUAAAGCCUUCUCAAACUGAGGUUGGACUGAUUCUUUGACCUCUCGUACCACAAGAGACACUGAAAACUUUUUUGUACAAAGGUGUAAUUGUCUUUUCUUUGCUCAUUCACAGCAUUUUAAAUGGUAUCACUACUGUGGGAUAUUUUGUAGCUAUCGAUAAAAGAACUUGAAUUUUGCUUACCUUUUGUGGGAAUGUUUUUAGGAAACGAUUUGACUUGACCUUUUAAAUGAGAAAUAUGGUAACUGCCACUGUUGGACACAAGGUGGCAGCAUUUAGUAAACCCAACCCAAUAAGUGUGGCGCAGUGCAGUGCUUCACUGCAAACUAAUAUCGCCUGGAGAAUGACAUUCAUUUCCAUUUGAAUUUUUAUUUCAUUAAUAAAUAGAAUCAUAAAAAUGAAUCAUAAUUUAAAAGGAUCAGAAAGAAAUAUACAUAGACAAAACCCAUAACCAGUGAAGUUGGCACAUUGUGUAAAUAGUAAAUAAAAACAAGAAUACAAUGAUUUGGAAAACCUUUUCAACUUAUAUUAAAUUGAAUGGACUGCAAAGACAAGAUAUUUAAGGUCCGAACUGAGAAACGUUUUUUUUUGUGUGUGCAAAUAAUAGAAUUUAAUUGCAGCAACACAUUGCAAAAAGUUGGAACGGGCAUUUUUACCACUGUGUUACAUGGCCUUUCCUUUUAACAAGACUUAGUAAAAGUUUGGGAACCUAGGAGACCAAUUUUUUAAGCUUUUCAGGUGAAAUUAUUUCCCAUUCUUGCUUGAUGUACAGCUUAAGUUGUUCAACUCCGUUGUGGUAUUUUACGCUUUACAAUGCGCCACACAUUUUCAAUGGGAGACAGGUCUGGACUACGGGCAGGCCAGUCUAGUACCUGCAGUCUUUUACUACAAAGCCACGCUGUUGUAACACGUGCAGAAUGUGGCUCGGCAUUGUCUUGCAUGAAAUAGUCGUUGCUUGGAUGGCAACAUAUGUUGUUCCAAAACCUGUAUGUACUUUUCAGCAUUAAUGGUGCCUUCACAGAUGUGUAAGUUACCCAUACCUUGGGCACUAUUACAUCACAAAUGCUGGCUUUUGAACUUUGCGCCUAGAACACACACGACGUCCACAGUUUCUAAAAACAAUUUGAAGUGUGGACUAUUCAGACCACAGAACACUUUUCCACUUUGCAUCAGUCCAUCUUAGAUGAUCUCGGGCCUAAAGAAGCCGGCGGCUUUUCUGGGUGUUGUUGAUAAAUGGCUUUCCCUUUGCACAGUAGAGCUUUAACUUGCACUUACAGAUGUAGCGACGGACUGUAGUUACUGACAUUUGUUUUCUGAAGUGUUCCUGAGCCCACGUGGUGAUACCCUUUACACACUGAUGUCACUUUUUGAUGUAGUAUCGCCUGGGGGAUUGAACUUUACGGGCAUUGCCGCUUGAACUUUACGGGCAUUGCCGCUUACGUGCAGUGAUUUCUCCAGAUUCUCUGAAUCUUUUGAGGAUAUUACGGACCGUAGAUGGUGAAAUCCCUAAAUUCCUUGCAAUAGCUUGUUGAGAAAUGUUGUUCUUAAACUAUCCGACAAUUUGCUCACGCAUUUGUUCACUAAGCGGUGACCCUCGCCCCAUCCUUGUUUGUUAAUGACUUAGCAUUUCAUGGGAGCUGCUUUUAUACCCAAUUAUGGCACCCACUAGUUUCCAAUUAGCCUGUUCACCUGUGGGAUGUUCCAAAUAAGUGUUUGCUGAGCAUUCAUCAACUUCCUCAGUCUUUUUUUGCCACUUGUGCCAGCUUUUUUUAAACAUGUUGUAGGCAUCAAAUUCCAAAUGAGGUAGUAUUUGCAAAAAAUAACCCAGUUUAGCAGUUUGAACGGUAAAUAUGUUGUCUUUGCAGUCUAUUCAAUUGAAUAUAGGUUGAAAAAGAUUUGCAAAUCAUUGUAUUCUGUUUUUAUUUGUGAUUUACACAACGUGCCAACUUCUCUGGUUUUGUAUAUCUGCUCCCCUAUACAAGUAGAGUAUUGGAAGAUUAUUAAAGCUAUAUUUCUAUUUUAUAACCUACAAUAAAGAUAUCAGCUUACUAAAAGUCGA